Osmerus eperlanus (European smelt) is the source of this 4569-nucleotide messenger RNA. It is a transcript of the gene myo7ba, whose product is annotated as unconventional myosin-VIIa. The transcript has 29 exons. Gene Ontology annotation, cellular component: cytoskeleton; myosin complex. Lineage: Eukaryota; Metazoa; Chordata; Actinopteri; Osmeriformes; Osmeridae. The coding region runs from base 34 to 4479 and encodes 1481 amino acids. The record is from RefSeq and is a predicted model, not a curated record. Gene Ontology annotation, molecular function: cytoskeletal motor activity; protein binding; ATP binding.
GCAGAGGAGAGGAACUACCACAUCUUCUACUGCAUGCUGAUGGGGAUGACAGCAGAGCAGAAGAAGAUCCUGUCACUAGGGAACGCUUCUCAAUAUCUUUACCUGACCAUGGGUAACUGCACCAGCUGUGAGGGGCGGGAUGACGUAAAGGAGUACGCCCACUUCCGCUCCGCCAUGAAGAUCCUCAUGUUCUCUGAGAACGAUUGGUGGGAGAUCUCCAAGCUGCUGGCCGCCAUCCUUCACCUCGGCAACGUGGCCUUCGAAGCCACCAUCUCCAAUAACAUGGAAAGCUGUGAAAUCCUCUCCUCUUCUCAUUUCACUGUGGCCAGCAGUCUACUGGAGGUGGACCCCAGGGCCCUGGAGACGAGCCUCAUCCAGCGCUCCUUCAUGACCACCAAGGAGAGUGUCACCAAGCCCCUUACCUCCGCCCAGGCCCUCGACGGCAGGGACGCCUUCGUCAAAGCCAUCUACGGGAGGCUGUUCAUCUGGGUUGUUGACAAGAUCAACAGCGCAAUUUACAAGCCCCAACCCGAUGACGCCAACUACAUCCGUCAGUCCAUCGGCCUGCUCGACAUCUUCGGCUUUGAGAACUUCAAACACAACAGCUUCGAGCAGCUCUGCAUCAACUUCGCUAACGAGCAGCUGCAGCAGUUCUUCGUGAAGCACAUCUUCAAGCUGGAGCAGGAGGAGUACGCUCAAGAGAACAUCGUCUGGGAGCUCAUCCAGUUCAAGGACAACCAGCGCACCCUGGAUGUGCUGGCCAACAAGCCCCUCAACAUCCUGUGUCUCAUCGACGAGGAGAGCCACUUCCCAAAGGGUACAGACGCCACCAUGUUGGUUAAGAUCGGCAGCAACCACGACAAGGGGGACGUGUACUUACCUCCGAAGAACGACCACGACACAACAUUUGGGAUCCAGCAUUUUGCCGGCGUGGUGCAUUACGAAUCCAAAGGGUUCCUGGAGAAGAACAGGGAUGCCCUCAGCGCCAACCUCAUCCAACUGGUGGAUACGUCCUCUAACAAGCUCCUGAAACAGGCCUUCAAGAACGAGCUGACCUCCAGCACCAUCAUCAACACCACCAAUCCCAAGAUGAUGAUCACACCCAAGAACUCUCUCAGGCAAGCAGCAGAUAAGAAGCGUGUUCUUACGUUGAGUGGUCAGUUCCGUCAGUCUCUGGACGCUCUGAUGAAGACCCUGACAUCCUGCCAGCCGUACUUCGUCCGCUGCAUCAAACCCAACGACUUCAAGAAACCCAUGCUGUUCGACCGGGAGCUGUGUAUCCGGCAGCUCCGCUACUCUGGUAUGAUGGAGACCAUCAGGAUCAGGAAGGCGGGUUACCCCAUCCGCUACACCUUCGACGAGUUCAUGGAGCGCUACCGCGUCCUGCUCCAAACCUCCGUCUGCGAGCCCAGAACGCAAACCACACAGAGGUGCUGUGAGAGUAUCUGUGAGAAUAUCCUGAUGGAGGGAGACUGGAAGACUGGCAAGACCAAGAUCUUCCUCAAGGACUUCCAUGACACCAUGCUGGAGGUGGAGAGAAUGAAGGAGUUGAACAAGAAAGCUCUCCUGAUCCAGAAGGUUCUUCGUGGAUACAAGUUCAGGAAGAACUUCCUGAGGAAGAAGGCGUCUGCUCUGGUUAUUCAGAAACACUGGAGAGGACACCAGGGCAGGAAGCUGUACAGAGUGGUGCAGCUGGGCUUCUCCCGCCUGCAGGCGCGGGUGCGAGCACGGCAGCUGCGGCACAGGUACGAGCAGCAGAGGGUUGCGGUGGUGGUGCUGCAGGCGCGGGCGCGGGGCUGCCUGGCCAGGAGGGCGUGGAGGCGGCAGAGGCAGGCGGUGGUGCUGCUGCAGGCUCACACCAGAGGCAUGCUGGCCCGCAAGACCGCAGAGAGGAUGAAGAGAGACGCCUUCCUGUCUGCCAAGGAGCGGAGAGACGAGGAGCUGGCCAAGAUGGAGCGGCAGAGACGCCUGGAGGAAGUACUGAGGCAGAAACACAAAGCCUCCAGCCAAUCAGAAUCCAUCACGGACCAGGAAAUGGUGGACGACGUCUUUGGCUUCCUGCCCGAAAUGGUCGGAGGGCAGGAGGGCCAGGCGCCCGUGGGCUUUGAGGACCUGGAGAGUCAGAAGAAGAAGGUGGUGGUGGAGGAGGUGGAUCUGGACGACUUGCCCCUGGUGGAAGAGCUUCCAGAGGAGGACUAUGAUGACCUGGACGAGUACUCCUUCUCCAAGUUUGCCUCCAUGUACUUCCAGGGCGCGGCCACGCCCGCACACAUCCGCCAGAGGCUGCGGCAGCCCCUGCUGUACCACGAGGACGAGGGGGACGUCCUGGCCUCUGUGACGGUGUGGUGGAUCAUCCUAAGGUUCAUGGGAGACCUCCCGGAACCCAAGCCCCAGAAGCAGGGCCCAUCCCGGGGCCUGAGCCAGGUCGACCGCUCCCUGCCGCAGGACCUGGUCUCCAGGCAGGACCGCAGGCUCAGUCACAUGGUGGGCCUCGACCAGAGAGUUCUGAGGGGCCAGAAAAACAGAAAAGUUUCCACUGUCCCAGAGGAGACGACUCCUAAAACCAGAAAGUCUUCCACCUUCACAGACCUCCUGACCCGGAACAGGAAGGCCUCAGCCAUGCCCGACGAGGUCAUCCUCAACAGGAAGUCCUCCUCAACACCAGAGGCCCCCAGAACCAGGAAGUCUUCCACCUUCACAGACCUCCUGACCCGGAACAGGAAGGCCUCCGCUAUUCCAGAACCCCCUUCUGGAAAGAGGAAACCCUCUGUGAUACAGGAAGAGGACCAGGCUGAAGCUCCCAGACCCCCCACCAUGCAGACGCUGAGUGAGGAAGACGAGAUCCUGAUUGGCGAGGGACCCACCCUGGAUCGUCCAAUGACGUCUCUCGAAAAACUGCACAUCAUUGUUGGUUACGCUAUCGUGAGGCGUGACCUCAGAGAUGAGAUCUACUGCCAGAUCUGCAAGCAGCUGCAGGAGAACUCGAACCGUAACAGCUUCUUCAGGGGCUGGAUCCUGCUGUCGCUGUGUCUGGGGAUCUUCCCGCCCACAGAGAGGUUCAUCAAGUUCCUCCAGAGCUUCAUCCGUUUGGGGCCUGCGGGCUACGCCCCCUACUGUGCUGACAGGCUGAAGCGCACCGUGCUGAACGGAGUACGAGCAGAACCUCCCAGCUGGCUGGAACUACAGGCGACCAAGUCUAAGAAGCCCAUGGCCGUGUCGGUGACCCUGAUGGACGGCCAGACCCUCAGCCUCCCUGUAGACUCCGCCUCCAGCUCCCAGGAGAUGUGCCAGGUCCUCUCCCAGAAGGUCAAGCUCAAGGACGGCUUCGGCUUCUCUCUCUACGUGGCCCUGUACGAGAAAGUGUGGUCGCUGGGCAGUGGGCGUGAGCAUGUGAUGGAUGCCAUCUCUCAGUGUGAGCAGGAAGUGAAGAGGCAGGGUGGGCAGGAGCAGCAUGCACCGUGGAGACUCUACUUCAGGAAGGAGAUCUUCACGCCGUGGCACGACUGCAGCCAGGACGCUGUGAGCACCAACCUGGUCUACCGGCAGGUCAUCAGGGGCCUGCGCUUCGGGGAGUACCGCUGUGAGAAGGAGGAUGACUUCAUCCAGCUGGCUGCUAAGCACUUCUAUGUCUCGUACGGCUCAGACACCAGCCCAGAGAAUGCCAAGGCCGUAAUUCAGGACUGUGUCAACUGCUCCGUGCAGGAGGCCAAGUCUGAGGCCAAGUGGGUUCAGAUGGUCACCACCGCCCACGCCCAGGGUCCGUACAUCAGCUCCAAAAAGACUGCAGCCAGCGUGAAGGCCGAGGUGGUGGACCACGCCCGCCAGAAGUGGCCCAUGUUCUUCUCCAGGUUCUUCGAGGUUGCCAAGACCUCAGGCCCUCCUCUGCCCAAGAACAAGUUCAUUGUGGCCGUUAACUGGACGGGCAUCACCUUCCUGGACGAGAAGGAGAGGAGACUGCUGCAGCUGUCCUACCCAGAGGUCACCGGGGUCACUGUGAGGGAAGCCAAGGUCUUCGGUCAGUCCGUGUCCCUGCUGACCCUGAAGGGAGACUUCACCCUGAGCGGCCCACUGGCGGGGGGCAUCGCUGAGCUGGUGCAAAUGUUCCUGGAGGGCCUGAGAGAUCGCUCCUGCUACGCCGUUGCUCUGCAGGACUCCAGCAGCCAAGAUGACCCUACGUUCCUGAACUUCAAGAAGGGAGAGUUGAUUGUCAUCAUCCAGGACGAGGAGUUCCCUCUCGCGCUGGGCUGGAUGAAGGGUCGAAAUGAGCGCACCUCCAAGUCAGGGGCGGUGCCCGCUGACUCUGUCCUGAUCCUGCCCACCCUCACCAAACCCUCCAAUGAAGUCAUGAACCUGUACAGCCUGUCUCCUGACCAGAGGCGCAGCGCCACGCAGGCCACGCUGAGAGAGACAGGCACCAUGGAGAGGAUGGCCCCCGCCAGCCUCAAGGACUUCUCCCUCGAGUACUUCAGGUACACCUGAGGCAUACCGGGGGGGGGGGGAGGGGUUCGAACUUCGAGACAAUCAAGAGAGUGAAGCUGUGUCAACACUAGACGUGUUGUACUGUGUGUG